Molecule: messenger RNA, 1978 nt
Organism: Juglans regia (Persian walnut)
Lineage: Eukaryota; Viridiplantae; Streptophyta; Magnoliopsida; Fagales; Juglandaceae
Product: transcription factor DIVARICATA-like
Exons: 2
Coding region: 757-1614 (285 amino acids)
Molecular function (GO): DNA binding
Source: RefSeq, a predicted model, not a curated record
AACAGCCUAUAAUAAUAAGAGGCAAUGGUCACUAGGACAGUAGGCCUUAAGACUGCUAUUAAGGUUUCAACUUGACACAUUUCAAGCUCCGAUUCUUCUCUCCUCCGACCUCAUUCAGAACCAACCAAAAAAUCUCAACUGGUUGUGAUUCAUAUCUAGGAUUCACUUUGUGUAUGUAGAUUUACCUUCUCUUCCCAAUAAAAAACUGUUUCCCGCCUUUUCUUUUCCGGAUUCUUCAGAAUCCAUCCCUUUUUCUCAACUGGGUCAUGCUUUCCUGUACCUUGUUCGAUCAUCUUGCUACCGGGUUCUUCAUGUUUUCUGUAUUUUUCUCGAGAUUCCUCGCUUUGUGGGCUAAGAGUUGCAAUCUGGGUUGCAUGAAAAAUUUUAAGUUUUGAACUUCAUUUUUGCAAAAGGUCUUGACUAUUCUUCAAAUUCACAAAUUCCAUCUGGGUUUGGGUUUUCUCUCUGGAGGGGUUUAACGAAAGCAACAAAGUCAGAUUGCUCAUAAUUUUCCAAGAUUUCUUCGAUUCUUAAAAGUUGGGUCUUUUUAAGAUUCUUCAAUUGAUGCUAUUAAGAAAAGGAGAUUCUUGAUUCCCAGUAGAAGAUUCUGAUUUCAAUGCCUUCUAAAUCAUAGUAAAGAUUAAAUUCUCUCUGCCUUCUGUCUCUGUUUCUAAGACUCCUCUCACUUUAAAAGCCUAGUUUCAGUGCUGAUUAUGUGAAUUAUCCAGCAAUUGUUGUAUAUUAGCACUAGGAAUUAUGGAAACUCUAUAUCCAGCUUCAUUUAUGUCAGACUCCAGUUGGUUUCUACAAGUAAGCCAGAGCACAGAAUGGACUAGGGAGGAGAACAAGAAGUUUGAGAGAGCGCUUGCUAUAUACGAUGAGACCACUCCUGAUCGAUGGAUAAAAGUGGCGGAAAUGAUCCCGGGGAAGACAGUGUGGGAUGUGAUUAAGCAGUACAAGGAAUUGGAAGACGAUGUUAGUGAUAUAGAAUCAGGGCGGGUUCCGAUUCCCGGUUACCUUACCUCUUCUUUCAAAUUGGAGUUGGUUGAUAAUCGCAACUUUGAUGCCUAUAGAAGAAAAUCUUCAACAGCUCGGGGUCCUGAUCAGGAAAGGAAGAAAGGGGUGCCAUGGACAGAAGAAGAGCACAGGCAAUUUCUGAUGGGGCUUCUAAAGUACGGUAAAGGAGACUGGAGAAAUAUCUCCCGGAAUUACGUAAUUUCUAAGAGUCCAACUCAAGUGGCAAGUCAUGCUCAGAAGUACUUUAUAAGGCAGCUUUCAGGAGGAAAAGAUAAGAGAAGGCCAAGCAUCCAUGACAUCACAAUUGUCAAUCUCACAGAACCCUCAUCGGGAAAUAAUAAGCCUCCCUCACAUGAUCAGUCUUUUGUUCUUGCACCACAGCAAAAGCCCACCAGCGCACCAAGAAUGUCACCUGACUGGAAGCAACCUCGUGAUGAAGCAGUCAUGAUUUUCGACUCGGACUGUGGAAACCUUUCAAUGUCACCUCCGUACGAAUUUAAAGGGCAAGGGCACAAUCUGUAUGGCAGUGCUCAUUACGGAUUUCACACCAAACCGUACAUUCAAACCCAAUCCUCAAUACAUCAAAUACGUAAAUGAUCAGGCAGUUGUUUUUGCUGCACUCGUGGAUUCAAAGUGCCAAGUCAGACCAUGUUCAGCCUAAUUCACUGUCUGUGCUUUUGCCAUAGUUUUCUGUGUGACUACAUAAAUGAGGGCUUGAAUUACAUUGUUUUUGAACGUUACAGAAAGAUAAAAUCUUGUAGUGGUUCAAUCUCAAUCUUUUAGCUGUGAAAAUACAAUGAAAGUCGAUUCAGUGUCUGUAUGUUUCCCUUCCCUUCAAGUAAUAUUCCUUGCUAUCCAUUCUUGAGGAUGAUUUUGACUGAGUCAGCAUUACGUAUGAAAAUGGAUAGUAGGCAGUUUGUGGAUGAAUAAAGCAUAACCGCAUCAAUGUGGUUGCUUCUCA